UUGACCCUGCUGUGUGUAAUUCUGCUGCUGGUGGACUCUUGGAGUUUGUUUGCUUGUAAAAAUUUCAGCAUGUGACUAUAAAAGAGCUGUAAAAGCCGUGAAACUUAAACAUCGCUGCUUAUUCAGGUGCAUCUUUAACCAGACAGUAGAAGAUGGAGGUGACGACUCAGCCUGGACCGUUCGCUCCCUCUGACUUCCAGACCGGACUGUUUGAGUGCUGUGACGACUGCGGUACCUGUAUGUAUGGGUGCUGCUGUCUCGUCUGUCUGGGCUGUACCAUCGCCGACAAUAUGGGGGAGUGCUGUUUGUGUGGACUGGGAAUGCCCAUCCGUAGUGUGUACAGAACCAAAUACAACAUCAAGGGUUCGAUGUGUAAAGACUUUAUAAUCACUGAUUUCUGCUUACCCUGCGCAACCUGCCAGCUGAAGAGAGACAUCGACAGGAGGAAGCAGCAGGGGAUCUUCUGAAUCUCAUGAGAGUCUUUACACCGCUGAAGAUCAAACCAAGCUGCGAUUUUCCUCAUUUUGUGCUUAAAGUGUAAAUGUGUGAAAGCUGUAAGGAACAAUUAUAAUGAUUUUAUACCUACAAA
Molecule: messenger RNA, 589 nt
Organism: Pangasianodon hypophthalmus (striped catfish)
Lineage: Eukaryota; Metazoa; Chordata; Actinopteri; Siluriformes; Pangasiidae
Product: placenta associated 8
Exons: 5
Coding region: 153-467 (104 amino acids)
Biological process (GO): positive regulation of transcription by RNA polymerase II
Source: RefSeq, a predicted model, not a curated record